This is a messenger RNA of Anopheles arabiensis, 864 nucleotides long. RefSeq names its product protein lingerer-like. Bases 541 to 828 code for a protein of 95 amino acids. The transcript is spliced from 2 exons. NCBI's taxonomy places the organism in Eukaryota, Metazoa, Arthropoda, Insecta, Diptera, Culicidae. The record is from RefSeq and is a predicted model, not a curated record.
GUAACAAAUCAGAACAAAUUAAUUAAAAACUUCACUUUUCGUUGUCUCACUCUUGCUUAUCUUUCAUACUGAUUUUACAAUUCCUGCUAGUUGGGCGGCGAAAAUAAGAAAUUGUGUUGAAACUUGAAGCUCUCAGAGGUUGAGUGUGGGAAUUGGAAAUGCAAUUCCAUAAUAAUCGCAGAGAAACGGCUAUGUUGUGUUUUUACACAAGUCGAAAUGAGAGGGAGAGAGAAUGGAGAGUAACGGAAAGGAAAGUAUGGAGCAAAUUGGUUUAGUAUUAGCGGAAGACAUGAUGGCGAGAGCGCGGUUGUGUUGUGUGCAUUGGAUGUUUUGCGAGAGUGUGCACAAAUUGCUGCACUUUGUUGCAAUCUUAAACCAGGCUUAUAAGUUUGAGGUUUGAUUUGACGCAUACGAGAUCGUAGACAAAGGCGUUGUACGUUGACGAACAACUUGGUCAUAAAAUCGAAACAAUCGCAUCGUACAGGGCCAUAGGGGAAAUUCAUCAGCUACUUUGUAAAUACAUACUGUAUAUAUAGCGAGAUGAGUACACAAACCCGUUCCGGAGGUGGUGGUGGUGGCGGAGGCCGUAACAAGUCCAAGGCCAAACACCAUGAAAACAAGGAGAAUUUGGCUAAGGAGGACGGACAGAAUCAGUCACAGCAGUAUCCGAAAGGAGGUUCCGGCCCCAACAACGCCAGCGGAAAUGAUGGUUCGGCUGCAACUACCGGCUCUGUUGGUGGUGGUAGAGGAGGCGACCAUCAAAAACAGAAAAGGGCAGCGGAGGCCACAAGGGCACAGAUAAUGCUGCUCCGAAGGUUGUUGACGUGAAGGAGAAGCAGCAGAGGGAGGCCGGUGGUGGUAGCG